AUGGAGGCCGCAAGCUCCAACAAGGGUUUCUUCCAGAAACAGCCUGUGCUGAAGAAUCAGGUCUAUGAUGAUGUCAGCUAUCAAAGAGUCUUGAAAUUGUUUGUGCCCGAUGAGUUGCAAAAGAAACUGGAAUCCGAGAUCACCCAGCUCGGAGAGGACGUGAUAGCUCCACAGAUAUUCAACUAUAUCACAGAUGCCGAAAGAAACCUCCCUUAUCUGCGUGGCAGUGGUAGGGAUGCUUUUGGCAGGCCAGCCAGCGAGCUUGUCACCAGCGAAGGUUGGCGAAAGCUACAGGAGUUUGGAUUCGAGCACGGAAUUGUUGCCUACAACUACGAUACUGAUCAUGCCCAGUACUCAAGACUGGUGCAAAUGCUGAGGCUCCAUCUCUGGGAGGCAUCAUGUGCGAGUACUACCUGCCCAGGAGCGAUGCAAGAUGGCGCUACCCGCCUCCUUCAGCGACAUCUUCACAAGGGCUCUACCCUCGACCCAACUCUCCGUAGAGUCCUCCAGAACGCCUAUGAUCGCCUCACAUCCCGCGAUCCCACUCGCGCCUGGACCAGCGGACAGUGGAUGACCGAACGACCCGGGGGUAGCGAUGUCUCCCAGACCGAGACAGUCGCCACCCACGCGCCCUUCCCGGCUGGUCAACCCGCGCCUCUCGCAUCGCCAGAGGAGGGCAUCCCUCUUGGGCCGUGGGAGAUCAACGGCUUCAAAUGGUUCUCGUCGGCCACCGAUUCCGGUAUGACCAUCCUCCUCGCACGAACCGCCAAGGGUGGUCUCAGCGCCUUCUACGCGCCGAUGCGACGGCACAACCCUUCUCUCGUAUCCUUGACGGGCGCUAGGACAGGAGGGCAAGAGCUCAACGGCGUGCGCAUCCAGCGUCUCAAGGACAAGUCCGGCACCAAGGCUGUCCCGACCGCCGAGCUCGAGCUUUCCGGCAUGCGGGGCUGGCUCAUCGGCGAGGAAGGCAAGGGAAUCCAAGAGAUCAGCACCAUUCUCACGGUCACACGCGUCCACUGCUCCGUCCACGUCAUGGGUAAUAUCGGGCGCGGUCUGGCCAUCGCCAAGGCGUACGCACUCGUCCGUGAAGUCGGCUCUGGUAAGGGCAAGCGGCUGCGUCUCUGCCGGAGCCCGCUCCAUAUGCGCACCCUUGCCGACAUGACGCUCGACUACCAUGCCAUGAUGCUCUUAACCUUCUUCACCAUCUCCGUCAUGGGACUGGAUGAGAGUGCCAGCAUCGGAAGAGAACGCGCCACUCCGGCUCGCUCGGGUCUGACACCACCGCCGGAGCUAGUAAGCCCACUACUGCGUGUCCUGAGUUCCCUGCACAAGGGAUAUUGCUGUAAGCAAGGUAUCCCCUUGCUGUAUGCGUGCAUGGAAAGCCUCGGUGGAGUGGGGUAUUUGAACAAUUCGGAAACAGAGCCAUUGAACGUUGCCAGGUUGUUCCGCGAUGCGUCAGUCAAUGCUACGUGGGAAGGUACGACGGAUGUGCUGAGCACAGAUACCCUGCGGGCCUUGAAACACCCUGCCUCUGGGAAGAAGUGCAUCAUGGCCCUGGACUGGCUCGUUUCCAGUGCGCUGGCGAAGAACGACGGCGCAGCUGAGAGAGAGAUACGGCGGUCCUGGGCUGAAGUGAGAGAGAGGCUUCAGACUGAGACUCAGGAUGACCUGUUGCCGGAAGCAAGAGAUAUUAUGUUCAAGAUUGCGGAGGUUUUGAUGGCGACGCUGCUGAUCGUGGAUGCGCGGAGCGACGGUAGCAAGGAACUCGGUAUCAUGUGUCGGCGCUUUAUGGUGAAGAAGGGCUUGACGGCAGGCAAGUACGCCGCACUUAAGGGCGAAGACGGCUUGGAUCUGGAUACCAGGAUCGUGUAUGGUCCGAGAGGACUUCCCAAGGAAAGUGAUGUGAAGUUGUAG
Thyridium curvatum is the source of this 1914-nucleotide messenger RNA. RefSeq lists its product as uncharacterized. Gene Ontology annotation, molecular function: oxidoreductase activity, acting on the CH-CH group of donors. NCBI's taxonomy places the organism in Eukaryota, Fungi, Ascomycota, Sordariomycetes, Thyridiales, Thyridiaceae. The coding region runs from base 1 to 1914 and encodes 637 amino acids. The record is from RefSeq and is a predicted model, not a curated record. The transcript has 4 exons.